AUGACCGGCACGGUGGCGGAUUACAAAUCGAUGAAACUGGCCUGCCUCACUGUGGAAACUUCGUCUAUGCUGCCAGAGUGGCAUGUGAAAAAGGCGUAUGUGAGGGCGCUGAACGUCCAGGAUCCUCCUGAUAGAAAAAGCCAUGCCGUCGAAAAACUGGAGUCAAGGUGUGCCUGGUCCCACGCGAGCAAGUUCACAGUGCAGCUGCGCAUCGAACGGAAGGCGAGAUUUUACUGCUGGCAGGUAUUUGUUGUGACGUAUCUCAUCACGAUGCUAUCUUGCACUCCGCUCGGCAUGGACCCGUCGGCAGUCGGAGACCGGCUUGCAAUCUUCGUAGGCGGCAUGCUGACUUUGGUGGCCUUCAAAUACGGAGUCUCUGACCAUCUGCCGAGCGUGCCGUACCAGACUUUUACUGACAAGUUCCUGCUGGCUCAGAUCAUGACUGUUUUCUGCUGCGGCAUCCUAUCAAUCGUGAGCUACAGAAUUUUGUACAUCUUCCCAGAGCUGCAUGUCUGGAUAGACUGGUUGGAGAAUAUCAUCGGCUUCAGUUUGUUUUUCGCCUGGACAAUUGUGCUUGGUACGUCGAGCUUGCUGAAAGACUCGUGGAGGGAUGCGAAAGACUCGUGGAAGUCGAUUGGAAAGCGCGACGUGGAGGGCAUGGACGAGUGGAGGCGAGAGGAGGAGAGUCGCCUAUCCGCCGGGAACGCACUAGAGUCCGCCCUGCCCUCGGACGCGUCGACUUGCGUGUCCGAGGAGGAGUUCAGGAAGCUGGGCCUGACGCAGGAGCAGCGCGAGCGCAUCAUGGACUGGCACGCGCGCGGCCUCCUGGGGCCCACGGCGCAAGACGCCAAGCUCCUCGAGGGGACCCCCGUUCGGGCCGCAGGCCAGGUCUGA
Molecule: messenger RNA, 894 nt
Organism: Prorocentrum cordatum
Lineage: Eukaryota; Dinophyceae; Prorocentrales; Prorocentraceae
Source: the annotation of a GenBank genome assembly